AUGCCGAAGUUAGAGCAGUUCGAAAUCAAGAAAUACUGGCAGAUAUUUUCCGGGCUGAGCCCUAGCGACAAUAAGGUCACGCACGACCAGGUGGCCCCCAUUUUGCACAACUCGAAGCUGGAGGCGGGGGUUUUGGGUAAGAUCUGGUUUCUUUCGGAUAUAGACGGCGACGGAAACCUGGACUUCGAGGAGUUUGUGAUAUGCAUGCGGUUGAUUUUUGACAUGGUCAACCAGAACAUCACGGCGGUGCCCGAUGAACUGCCGGACUGGCUGGUUCCGGGCUCUAAGGUAGAGCUGGUGCGGCAGCGGGCCAGUCAGGGAGGCGUAGCGGCGGCGUCGGCUGCGCCGGCGUCGGCGGGUGAGGCGCCGGAGAUGGAGUGGUACAUGUCGCCAGAGGACCGUGCGCUGUACGAGAGGCUGUAUCAGAAGUGUCAGACCGCCACUGACGGCUCCGUGGGUUACCAGGGGGUCAAGCCGGUGGUGACAGAGCACUUUCAGAAAAUCACGCAGCCAGAGCUGGAACAGGUGUGGGCGCUGGUUAACCCGAAGGGAUUUGCUGCGAUCGACAGAGACCCCGUCAUGUACUUGUUCCACCUUCUCAGGCAGCGGAGUGACGUGGGCGCCAAGAUCCCCGCGGGCGUACCGGCCUCCCUGGGAGAGACGUUUGCGAAGGAGCGGGUCACUACCGACAUAGCUAAUGAAGGCCAGGGUGCUAUCAGAAAAAGCGAGCUCCACAUUGCCAGUGCCAGCAGGUCAAAUUCUGCUCGACCAAAAAACGAGAACAGCGAUUAUUCCGCCACCGCAGGGACGGACUGGGAGGUGGUGCAGCUGCAGCGUGAGCUCGCUGCCUUAGAUUCUCAGCUGUCCGAUUUGAAACAGCAGCAGGAAUCGGCCCCUCCAACCAGAGCAGAGGUCCUGCGGGAGCAGUUUGAAGGCCUGUUGAAGUUCAAGCAGGCGCAGUUGUCUACGUCUACCAAUAGCUCACCAGCGAUGAAUGUCCUGAGUCUCACCGAAGAUAUAGACAGCUUGGAAGAGCAGGUAACAGUUCUGCAGCACUACCUCAGUACUCGGAGCGAAACCCUACAGCAGUUACAGUGGGAAAUUCAGUCAUUAAAGUAG
Eremothecium gossypii ATCC 10895 is the source of this 1119-nucleotide messenger RNA. It is a transcript of the gene END3, whose product is annotated as End3p. The transcript has a single exon. Gene Ontology annotation, molecular function: calcium ion binding; protein binding. Gene Ontology annotation, biological process: endosomal transport; endocytosis; actin cortical patch assembly. Gene Ontology annotation, cellular component: cytoplasm; actin cortical patch; plasma membrane. Bases 1 to 1119 code for a protein of 372 amino acids. NCBI's taxonomy places the organism in Eukaryota, Fungi, Ascomycota, Saccharomycetes, Saccharomycetales, Saccharomycetaceae. The record is from RefSeq and is marked provisional.